Ixodes scapularis (black-legged tick) is the source of this 2968-nucleotide messenger RNA. It is a transcript of the gene RanBPM, whose product is annotated as ran-binding protein 9. Gene Ontology annotation, biological process: cell surface receptor signaling pathway; cytoskeleton organization. Gene Ontology annotation, molecular function: protein binding. NCBI's taxonomy places the organism in Eukaryota, Metazoa, Arthropoda, Arachnida, Ixodida, Ixodidae. The record is from RefSeq and is a predicted model, not a curated record. Gene Ontology annotation, cellular component: cytoplasm. The transcript is spliced from 10 exons. The coding region runs from base 46 to 1728 and encodes 560 amino acids.
AUUUUACGUCACCGAGGAAGGGCAUCCGGGUAACUCACUACCACAAUGGCGACAAUGAAUCAGGCAUUUGGGGGCUGCGAUUCCACAACGUCGUUUUCACAACAAUCGAGUGAUCGCCUCAAGUUGUUGUACCCAACAGUUAAUGAAGAAGAAACUCCGCUUCCACGUUCUUGGAGCCCAAAGGACAAAUUUACCUACAUAGGUUUGUCACAAAACAAUCUCCGAGUGCAUUAUAAAGGCAUCGGCAAGAACCACAAAGAUGCAGCCAGCGUCCGGGCAACGCACCCCAUCCCGGCCGCCUGUGGGCUUUAUUACUUUGAGGUCAAGAUUGUGAGCAAGGGCAGAGAUGGCUACAUGGGAGUUGGCCUCUCUGCUCAGGGUGUCAACAUGAACAGGCUGCCCGGAUGGGACAAGCACUCCUACGGCUACCAUGGAGAUGAUGGCCACAGCUUUUGCUCGAGUGGGACAGGCCAACCCUAUGGGCCCACGUUCACAACGGGUGAUGUUAUUGGCUGUGGAGUUAAUCUGAUUGACAACCUGUGCUUUUACACAAAGAAUGGCCACAAUCUUGGAGUUGCCUUUACAGAUUUACCACCAAACUUGUACCCCACAGUGGGCCUUCAAACUCCAGGGGAGGUGGUGGAUGCAAAUUUCGGACAGUCUCCUUUCGUCUUUGACAUUGAGGACAUGAUGAAGGAGUUGAGAAUGCGAACCAGGACCACAAUAGAGAGGUUUCCUGUCAACGACAAACAGGGUGAAUGGCAGACUACAUUACACAGGAUUGUGCAAACUUACUUGGUCCACCAUGGUUACUGUGCUACAGCUGAAGCAUUUGCCCUGAGCACUGGUCAAUCAUUUGAUGAGGACCUCUCAUCCAUCAAAAAUAGACAAAGGAUUCAGAAGCUGGUCCUGGCGGGCCGCAUGGGCGAGGCCAUUGAGACGACGCAGAAGCUGUACCCGGGUCUGCUCGAGGGCAACCCAAACCUGCUGUUCCUGCUGCGCUGCCGCCAGUUUGUUGAGAUGGUGAACGGCACAGACGGGGAAGCGCGUCCUGCCCGCCGCUCGCCAGGAGCCAGCCCUCGUCUGCUGCUUCUUAGCUCGUCACCCAAGGCGUCACCCGAUGUGGCGUCGAAUGGCGUGGCACCGGACGACCAGAGCACAGCCAACGGCGACGCCUCGCUCAAUGGCAACCACGGCACGGACGAGGACUGCAUGGCUGACAUGGUGGUGGAAGGGGGGGAGGGGCGGACAGUGGUGUCCAACGGGGUGGACUUGGACAGCCGGCAGCACAACGGGCACCUGCACCGGCUGGAGCCCUGUGGCACCGAGGCCGACAUGGAGGUGGACCCUCCCAAGCGCCAGCUGUGUGGAGGCAGCCAGGCUGCAAUGGAGCGCAUGCUGCAGUUCGGCAGGGAGCUGCACGUCAUGAGCAUCCAGCUCAAGCACGAGUAUGGCACCAACAAAAACAACCGCAAAAUGAUCCAGGAUGCCUUCAGCCUAUUGGCCUAUGCGGACCCCUGGACCAGCCCAGUAGGGUUCCAGCUGGACCCCGUCCAGCGAGAGCCUGUGUGUGCGGCGCUCAACAGUGCAAUCUUAGAAUCUCAGAAGCUGCCCCGACGCCCUCCCUUGGAGCUUGCAGUGGCUCACUCGCGGGAGCUGCUCAAACUCAUGUCCAAGGCGGGACUGGGAUCGUGCGCCUUUGCCAACAUCGACUCGCUGCUGCAGUGAUUGUGGUACUGUCUCGGUCCCCUGCCAUGUAAUUAUAUCUGGAAGCGUCUUUUUUACAAGCCAGCUCGUUGGUUUGACAGCGGACUGUGUGGUGUCCGAGCUCUCCCAGAUCACUGGAGGCGCACCGCCCCUGGUCCGAGCUGAGAACUGUUUUUGAGCCUAGUGCAGAAGGGCACGGGCCAAACAUAUAUGCAUAUAUAUUAUUAAAGAAAGCAAGAACUUUGAGUGGACUGCAUUGACUGAGUGCUGCUGUAGUUAAAUCUUGCUGUGGUUUAAUAAAUAAGUUGACACCAUUCUGGGGGUUACCGUGUGCAGCGUGGCCAUGGUGCAACGCACACAUUGCUCCGCAUCUCUCGACGUCCAGGCACGGAAGUUUUGUGCAUCUGCUUGUGGCAGCCGUCUAGGAAUUUGUGGAACCUGCGGUGUGUGCUUUGAAGUAAACUGCCCCUGUCGAACAUUGUGCGUGGGGACUCCACUGUCUAAAGGGUAGACAUUUUGUUAAGAGUGCCUGUAAUGUCUUGCUUACCAGGGAACAAGGCAAGUGAUGUUUUAAUUACAAUUCCCGACUGGAAGCUGCAAAGUUUGACAGAUUUCCAACGUUUUUGCUGGGUUCCUGAACUUCAAAAUAUGAAGUGAUUUGCCUGUGUAAUUUGGAACUCCCGCCGAAUUUGACGACCGGUUGCUGACAACUGCCGCAACAUUUUAUAUCCAGUGUUGAAGCAGCACGCAUGUUUGCACACCAAGAACUGUGAUUGUGCAUUGAUUUGCAACCUGGAGUCAUUGUUCAUUUUGUACAUGUAUAUAACUUUGCAUACUUAGCCAUGUUAGUGAUAUGUUUGAACAAAGCUAAUGCAGAGAAUCCGGUUUUGCCACACUGUUGCAACGGUCUGAUGCGAAUUUGCUGGCUUGUGUGGCUUCAGUUGGUUCAUUUGGAGAAGUUAUAUACUUACAAAAUUACAUUAUAUGUUAUGUACUAUGAUUUGAAUGCCUUUUUAAAGCCCAUUUUUAGCAACUCCUCAUGCAUAUUUUGUGCAGCGGUCAAACGGACUCCAGAAACGCAUCUUCAAUGUAUCGCCCACUCCUUUCUAGCUGAAAUAUAGAUUUCUAAAAAAAUUAAUAAAACGGCGAAACAUUGUCUGCCCAUUAAACGUUGCCAUGACAUACUGCCUCGAGUCCAAAUACCUUGCAUGAUAUGAAAACAAAACUGGUUCUAAGAAGUUCAUAAAUAAAUUUACAAAAA